AUGGCUACCCCUCUCUCUGAUCUCCCUUAUUUUCAUGGCACUGUUGACACAAGAGAAUGUCGAGAACUGUUACCUGACUUGGGUGACUUUCUGGUCAGAAACUUCGUUCGAGAGUUGGAACCGACGGGCUCACCCACUUCGAUACAUUGUCUCCUCACUGUUGCAGUGACCACGGAUCAAGCAUCUGCAAAAUCAAAAGUUAUUCCAGAAGACUAUUCAUUCAAGGAAACAUGUACGACUCGAUUAAGAACUUACGCAAUACUCACAUCGGAUAACAACGUGUUCCAUGUUCAAGGAUGUUCGGAAAAGUUUGCAACAGUCCAAAGUCUAUGUGAAUCGCUGAUCAACUCGAAACAGUCACUUCCAAACGGAGGUAUGCUUGUGAAAGCGGUGACAAGACAACCAUGGCAGCUUCUUUCGAAAUGUAUAGAGUAUCCGAAUCCGGAGGUUUUGCUGGGAAAAGGAGCAUAUGGAAAGGUGAUAAAGGCGAGAUUAGUGAGAGAAGGAAGAGAGCCGAUCACUGUUGCACUCAAGAGUUCGACAGAGGAGGGAGCACACGUGUUCUCCGAUAUGUAUGCCGAAGCGCGAGCCAUGAGACGUCUCAUCCAUCCCAACAUCAUCCGAAUCGAAGGAGUCGUCGUCGAGAAGCUUCCAAUUCUUCUGGCAGUUGAAUUUAUCGAAGGAACAUCGCUAUUGAGUGCUCUUCAAAAGAACAAAGUCAGCAAUCAGAUGCGUUUCCCGGUAGUGGUCGGUAUCCUCUAUGGAUUACUGUACAUGCAUACAAACAAUUAUAUCCAUCGAGAUAUUGCUGCACGAAAUGUGAUGGUGUCCAACGAUUGUCGUCUCGUUAAAAUCAUUGAUUUUGGAUUGGCAAAGCAUGGAUUGAGGUUUACGCUUGGAGCGACUCAAAAGAUUCCUGCAAAAUGGCUUUCUCCAGAAGUCCUCAAAACUUGGACGUUCUCCACAAAAAGUGACACGUGGGCGUUCGGAGUGUGCAUUUGGGAGAUAUAUCACAAUGGCGCCGAGCCGGCUUACACCGUCAGGAAGGUAGCACCGAAAGCAGCAGCAGUACCGGACAAAAAUACGAAAACGGUGACUAGAAGAAGAAAGAAGAUUAGUGGAGGACCAACAGGAGCACCAGCAGCGCCCGCAGCUUCAGUGAAAAGAAAUAUUGGCAGUGAAAACGAUGGAAAACAUCUGAAAAUCACUGAAAAUGUUGAAUUCUUGCCCCCGCUUUUUGAGCCGAUGUUCGACAGAAUGUUCUCUUUGAAAACGAGAGAUCGUAUCGAGUUGGCAGCGAUGGCGGAUGAAGUGGAGAAGAAGAUUCUUCCGACACUUCCGAAGAUGAUCGCUGAUGAAGUUAGGGUUCAUGUGGAGAAACGUCCCCCAUUCGAUCCGAAGUUCCGCGUCCAGCUCAUGAGUGUCUCCGAUGGAUCGAGAGUAUCAACUCUGAGAUCUGCACCGACCGGAAAAUCAAAUACAGCUACACCGAAGAGGAGCUUAGUGGGGAUGAGUGAUUUAUCGAAAAUCGGGGCUCCAAAUGACAACAAAGCAGAUGGAAAAGGAACGGAAAAGAAGGAGAAAGUGGCGGAGAAGCAGAAGACGGCUCGUCGAAAGGCUAAAAAAUAG
Messenger RNA from Caenorhabditis remanei, 1629 nucleotides. RefSeq lists its product as uncharacterized. The coding region runs from base 1 to 1629 and encodes 542 amino acids. The record is from RefSeq and is a predicted model, not a curated record. The transcript is spliced from 6 exons. Gene Ontology annotation, molecular function: protein tyrosine kinase activity; ATP binding. Lineage: Eukaryota; Metazoa; Nematoda; Chromadorea; Rhabditida; Rhabditidae. Gene Ontology annotation, biological process: protein phosphorylation.